Clonostachys rhizophaga is the source of this 861-nucleotide messenger RNA. The record is from the annotation of a GenBank genome assembly. NCBI's taxonomy places the organism in Eukaryota, Fungi, Ascomycota, Sordariomycetes, Hypocreales, Bionectriaceae.
AUGCCGGAACAAGACGACUCUGUCUCGGCCGUGCUGCUUUGCACAGCAGUUCACGCUAUUGGGCAAAUCAUCAGUCAUGAGAUGUAUCGCAACUGGAAUAAUGAAAGCAUGUGGGAUGACCCAACUUGGCAAAACUUCACAGCUACCUUCAAUGAGGGAACAGCUUCUUUGUUCAAUGAGAGCUUUUCCGAUUGGGCUAUCAACAACAAUACUCUGACUCUUGAUAAUGAAGGCGGCGCAUCGAAGAGCUAUUACUGGAACAUCUUGCCAAGAGAAUUACUAUCCUUUACAUUCAUUGCAGGACUGAUGUAUCUCUGGGAUAUAUGGCUAGAGGACCUUCUACCUACGCGACCACAAGGCGUCGGAGCAGACGCGAAAACCGAAAAGGCCGUUGACCCAAAUGAGCCUAAGGAGGAGAUUUUGGGCCGCUCGACAGUAAAGUCAACCGCUCGAGGGGCAUCAAUCAGCUGGCGCAACACGUUCCUGAAGUGGCUGAUGGACAUCAUUCUCGGGACAAUGUGGAAGAGUGCUGUCUCUCUGGUGAUCGGAGGUGAGGCACUGACAAUUGACUCCUUCUUGAUAGAAACUUCCAUUAUCGGGGUAACUGGGUUCUUACACCUCAGUUACAUUGUCUCUUUCAUUGCGUUUAUUGUCAUACCUGCGCCGCAACGCCCGCUGUUUAGGACCAGUGCGGACGCGCUCGCUUCUAUAUUGUGUACUUCUCUAUCUAAAAUCGCGAUCGCUCGGUUCUUGAAAUCCGCGUUUGGGCAAAGGCGCAUGAUGCGAGUGACCGAGUCCCUGCGGGCACUCUUGGUGGAGCAGGAGAAGACUCGACAGGCGCAUUUUGUGGAUGAGUUGUAA